GCACUGUUUUUCCCCGGUUCCUAUAUUCUAUCUAAUUCAAAAGGUGGUAACGAAACCUACCCUCAUAUCACAGAAACAAACAGGAAACUACGCACUAAGCUAUUUCAACUUUUGAUUUUAAUAGUUUAAUCUCAUUGAGAAAUUAUAUUAUUGUGCCGAAUUUUUUGGCGUAGAAUUUUUUCUUGCUAAUUUUUGAUUAAAACAUUUAAGUAAUAAAAAUAAAGACAUCGUUCGACACCUUUCUUAUAAACACGUGUUUGACUUUAUAAUUUCAAAUAAUUUAGCAUGGUUAUUAUUAAAAUAUUUGUUAAUAUAUUUAUAUUACUUAGAUUUUUUCAAAAAAAAAAUCACUGAUUUCAAUUAACGAGUUUUUUCUUCUUUCUAAUGUGUAACUAUUAAUCAUUUUUAUGUAAAAUUUCGUGCAACUUAAUUAUUAUUAAUCAUCAGAUAUUAUAAUAUGGACCCAAGACCUAAAUAUUCUGGAAAUAAAAUGGAUCCUGGGAGACGCAUGGCGCAGUUAGCUCUUAGACAAGCAAUAAGCUCCAAGUUAAGUUUAACAUCUUCAUUUAAAAGAGAAUAUGACAAAAAAAAGAAAGAUAAAUGGAAAAAUAAAAUGGAUAAUUUUCAAGAACAAGGUUUGAAAGCCUGCUUAGUUCCACCAGAGAUAGCUGAAAUCAUGAGAAAGGUUGAAGAACAUAAAACAAACAUUAACACCAUUGAAAGAAAAAUCACAUCUGAAUGCAACAAAGUACCAAAAGGUAGAGGCAGAGGUAAACCACUUUCAAGCCAUUCCAAAUUUUCUGGUGCUUAUAGCAAAGGUUUGGAAGCUUCCCAUUACAAUGGCGAUAUGCAGGAUUUCUCUAAUAGAGAUCCUGUUAAAAAGAUUACUGAUAUCAUGAAGAUUGGAGAAAGUAAAACAAGCGUUAAGGAAACUGAAAGAAAAGCGUCAUCGCAAAAUGACCAAGUUUCAAAAGGCAGGGGAAGAGGCAGAGGCAAGCCACCCUCAAAACAGCCUGGAGUAUCCAAUGUGUUCGGUAAAAAAUCUGAAACAUUCAUCGUGCCAUCCACUCGACUAUUACAUCAACUUUCUUCAUCCAGUGAAAAUGACAUUCCAAAAGCUUUCACUCCUUUAUAUUCUGACUUUGCUGCUUGCAACACAAAAACUUCAUUGGAGUCAGAUAUUCUAAAAACUAAUUUCAAGCAUAAAUCUCAGAUCUCUAUUUUAUCAGCUAGUGGUGAUGACUUUCUUAACUUGUCACAUAUGAAUGAAAUUAGACAAAAGAACUUGUGUCACAGUGACACACACUUAUCUGCUAUCAGUGAUCAAGGAUAUUCCUCAUCCUCUAGCUUGUUUUUUAGGGAUAACAAAUUUUCUAAUUUGAUGCCAACUAGAGAUUUUAGUUUGCAAAAAAGUGAGAAUUCGUUUAUCCUUGACAAACAAAUAUCUAUUGCAAGUGAUCAAGGUUACUCCUCAUCCUCCAGUGUAUUUAUUAAUGACAACAAUAUUAGUUUGAAAGAAAAAGAGAAUUUAUUUAUUCAUUCUAGUGAUCAAAAAUAUUUUAUUUCUCCUUCUUUGAAAGAUACCAUUCCAGAACUAGAUACUUCUAUCAAAGUUUGUGAUAACAAUGAAGCAAUAUCAUUAAAGCAGAAUGAAAAUAAUUUCAUCUUGCCUUUUCACUCUCGAUAUAAUUCUAGUGAAAAUAAAGUAACUGAUUUAUUUACGGGUCAAUCCAAAUCUUGUAUUGAAGAAAAUAAUUUGCGAAAAUUUAAUGCUACUCAAAAUGAUAGUCAUUAUUCAUUACAAACGAUUUCAAAUCAGUUUCCAAUUCCUGCCAAUCUUAAAGGUGUUUUUUAUGAUAAUGAUGAGAGUGAAUCUGAUCUAGAAAUUUCAAAUGUCAAAAGUGAUAACACGUAUUUUUCACACUGUGAGGAAAUAGAACCCGAAGACAAGUAUAUCGAUGAGUUGAUUGACUCAUUUAUUGAUAAGCCUAUUGACUUAUCAACUGGUGAUUCAGAAGACCAGUACAUAGAUGAGUUGAUUGACUCAUUCAUUGAUAAGUCUGAUAAAAAUGUUAAUAAUUUAAUGGACUCUUUUAUUGGCAAUCCAGAAGAUGAGUAUAUAGACGAUUUGAUUGAUUCAUUUAUUGGUAAAAAAUCCAAUGUUUUGAAUGAAAAAACUAAUGAAGAAAAUACAAAUGUAAAUUUUUCAAAAGAAUCAUUUUUAGCUGAUUCCUGUGAUAUUUUGUCUCUGUUAUCUCUUGGGAAAUAACAAAGAGCAAUAUGCAAAUCAAAAAUUCUAAACACUUAUGUCAAAACAUUGACUUUUAUUUUCAUAUUGCAUAGUUUCAGAUUGAGGAUAUUCCUGUAAUGGUAUCUGCUUCUAUCAACAACCAUCAUCAAGGUGCUUAAGUUUUUUUGUCGUUUCAAAAAAUUUAAGAAAAGAAAAAUUAUGUUGUGGUUUGCCCAGGGGUGGUUACUAGCUAUGCCCUUCUAUUUGAUCCCCUUUUGCGAUAUUUUGUUAGUUUCUUGCUGGCUAGUGCAUGGUUAUCACCAAAAUUUGGUGACUAUUUUUUAUGUAAAUUUAGUCCCUUCUGAUCCAAUGUAUAAAACUCUUGAUUCUUUGAAAAAAAAUUUGUUUAGAUUGUUGUAAUAAUUGUUAGAUAUGUUAAAGUUUAUUUUUAUCUCAAUAAAAUCAGGGAUGUUCAACUCUUUUCUGUUACAAUAUUCUAUGUUGAGGGCUAUUAUUAACAUAAAGCUGUAUUCAUAAAUGUAGGGUGUAUUUGAAUUAUUUUUGAAAGUAAUAUGAAUGUCCAAAAAAUGUGCAACUAGUUUUCUUUACUCUGAUGCUAUAACACCUACAAAUAUUUAUUUGUGGGUGUGUAGUUACCUAGUGGCAGAAUUACGGCGACAUUGCCACAGAACGUUAAGAGUUUUUGCAAAAAGAUUUUUCAUUAGGGAAGGAAAAAUUUUGGUUUUCCUUUCUCAGAGGUGAUUGUGAGCCCAAGUCAAAAUUCCGGAAAAUUUCUUGAGUUUAAAAAAAAAAAAAAAAAAAACAGUUUAAAUUGAAAAAAUUUGAACAAGGUUUUUUCUUCCUUUUUCUCAAUAUUUCGUAGUUUACUUAAAAUAUAUUUAAAAUUUUACAUAUACCUAUACCAUUUACACAUGCCUAUGAUGACCUGGAGAAGUAAUUAAAAUUUACAAAUAUGUCUUUCUUUCUUGAGUUUAUGAUUAUAACUAUUUGCUGAUAAAACUAUUGCUGUGUUUCACGUUUGAAAAUUUGAUUUCGGGAAACUUCUGUGAUCAAUGAUUUUUUUAAACGUCUGGACCUUCGAUCUCCGGAAACUUCCGGAUCACGGUUAGCGGAAAUCCGGAUUUUUUCCGGAGCACAAUCAGCCCUGCUUUCUGCAUAAUUUUUCCAAAACAAUUUUUUUUUUCUUCUGCAGAAUCUUUUUCAAAGAUGUUUUUUUGCACACCAGGAAAGAAAUAAUUGUGAUUUCUCUAUUCUCAUUUGAGAUUUUUUUUAAAAAAUCGGUAUUGACUGGCUUCAGCCAGAAUUUCAAAUUAAUAAUAUAAAAUAAAAAAAUUCAGAAAUCGCGAAAGUUUAAAAGAUAGAUCGCUUUAGAAAUGAUAUUCUUUCUUCCAUUUUUUUCUUUUAAGAACACCAUAUUUUACAUACACUUAUUUGAGCAUAUCUUUUUAAAAGAGUGCUAUUCGAGUGAUUCAUGAUUUUUCUUGUGGGAGUUACUGCAUGGAUUUUACUAUUUUUAAUUUAUGUACAAAUUCUAAUUUAUUCAGGCAUGAAAGUUUUCAGCUUUUACUCUGAAUUCAGCUUUUUUCAAAGCUUUUUAAGCUCCAUACAUUUAUUAAUUUCAUAAUGUUUGAUUGCGUUUAUGUAGAAUUCAGCUUUUUUUGCUAACUGGUACUUUCAUCCCUGUUUAUUAUUGUUUAAUUUAUUUACAAUUUUCAAUUUGUGUAUUAAUUACAAAAUUCGAAAGAAGAAAUAUUUAGUGCAUUUUUCUGCAUACAAAAUGCGAGAAUAUUGCAUACAGUAUUAGAAUUAAAAAAAUAUUACUUUUACAAUUAAACUUUUUUAUACAUUUUUAUUUAUACUUUCUUCUGUAAACACAACAUUUCUGCCACUUUAAAUUAGUAAUUGUUAUAAUUGAAAGUAUCUUAAAGCAAAAUAUUAGUGCUAAGGAAAUUAGUCGCAGAAAGCCUGAAAAAAUUCUGCCACAGAGUGUAGUUAUAAAAUUGAUAGACGUAGUUACAAUAGAAGUCAAAAAGCUUUAUCAUAGGUUGAAUCAUCCAUUGUUUCUGGGUCAUAGGUUGAGUCAUCCAUAAAUAAAUAUUACUAGUAUUAUUAAAACUAUGCAAGCAUAAAAAUGUUUUAUCAUAUGUAGUUAGCCCAUUGUGCAGCUCUAGUGCGACGUAAAUUAACAACAACAACAAUCAUAUGUAUGUUUUGAAAAUAAUAAUUUUUUUUUAAACUUUCUUGUCCAAUGUGCCUUCUAAUAUUUUAAGUAUUUCUUUUAGAUAUAGACUUAUAUAUUCUCCAUUUCUCUUAACUCUUGAGAAAACCUUAACUUUUUUUAAUGCAUGUUUCUACUCCAGGCAAUAGUUUUAUUUUUUACAUUUCUGACAAGUCACUGUGGAAUGUCCUGUAACCAAGUCUAAUGGGGUACUUACAAGUGACAUCACUUGUGGGUGUCAAAUCUGUAUAGCUUCUGAAUCAUGGCAUUUGUAUAUGCCAUGAUCAGCAGCCAAUCAGGUUUGGUGCCCACAUUUGACAUUGCUUGCUGGUAUUCAAUUGAAUCUGAUUCAAAAAUUUAAUCAGCAUGAUAAUAAAGCAAGCUUAAUAAGCUGUAAUGUUAUCAUGCCAUGUAGUUUAUACACAACCAGAUUAACUGUUUUCUUCUCAAGUUGCAAGUAUCCAAUUAAAAGAGUUUAAAUACUUAAAUAUGACAUAUCUCGUGGAGGCUUGCAUAAGUACAGUAAAAAUAUUGUGUUUCUUGACUGAUAAUAAAACUGCCAAUGAAAAUUAGGAUCAAAAUAACUUUUGAAAUAAGAUGGACACAUAGUUUGAUAACAGACAGUCUCAUAACUGUUUAUUAUGAAACUCUAUUUCAGGUUGUUUAUACUUAUAUGAUCGUUAAAUGAAUGUUGUGAGUUGUCUAAAACUAGUUUUUCCAUUUUUACACUUAACAAUUUUUUUUUUUAGUAUAUACAAUGACAUUAUACUUUGUUACAACUUAGCAAUUUACUAACAUAAAAAAAAUUCGUUGAAAUUUUGCUUUAUUUGAUCAAUUUUUUAUUAAUAUAUAGUAUAAGUUGAAUGCAUUUAUAUCUGUCAUAUUAAAUUUCUGUAAUUUAUUGUUAUUCAAGUUUUUCUAUUUCUUUUUACUUUGUACCUUUCAGGUAUAAAGUAAAUCAGGAUCACUGAUCAUUGUAUGCUGUGAAAUAUGUCUUAUAUUGCUGCUGGGUAUAUUAAAAUAAUGCUCUGUGUGAUAACAGUUUAUUGUUUACAAUUUGUGUUGUGUUCAUGUUUUUAUUUUCAAUUCAUUUUAAUCAGUACUAACUGUGACACUUUCAGAAUAAAAUUGUGAUAGUUGUUAACCUACCUGAGCUUGAUUACCGGGGGUUAGCAGUAACGUGCUGUCUGUGAUAAAUGUAAAAAGAAAAUUUUAAAAUAUCUAAAUAUUUUUCAUUCUUGUUUAAAACAAAUCCUGUUUUUUUUUUUUGCUCUUCCAUGCAUUGUGUGACUCACUAAUGUAUAAUCUGUCUAUUUCAAGAUAUUUAAUAUCAUUAUUAUAAUUUUAUCGAUUGACAUAUUAUAUACAAAAGACAACAACAAAUCAUUUUGCCACCCUGAACACCAAUCAAGUAGUUUUUAUGUUAUCAGCUUAAUUUUGAUAUGAAAAUCAUUAGAGAGUUAAAAUGCCAAAUAGGACAGUAGUCAUGACAUGUAACUUAAACUAUUCUGUUAUGUUAUUGUAAUUUGUAUUCAAAAUAUUUUAUUAUAAUUUUAGAAAUUGACUUCAUUUGACAUGUUAUAUUAAAAAGAUAGCAAUAAAUCAUUUUGACACUCUGA
This is a messenger RNA of Parasteatoda tepidariorum (common house spider), 6088 nucleotides long. RefSeq lists its product as uncharacterized. The record is from RefSeq and is a predicted model, not a curated record. Lineage: Eukaryota; Metazoa; Arthropoda; Arachnida; Araneae; Theridiidae.